This is a messenger RNA of Acanthisitta chloris (rifleman), 3310 nucleotides long. RefSeq names its product ADNP homeobox 2 (gene ADNP2). The transcript is spliced from 4 exons. Gene Ontology annotation, cellular component: nucleus. The record is from RefSeq and is a predicted model, not a curated record. Gene Ontology annotation, molecular function: DNA binding. Lineage: Eukaryota; Metazoa; Chordata; Aves; Passeriformes; Acanthisittidae. Gene Ontology annotation, biological process: regulation of gene expression. Bases 143 to 3310 code for a protein of 1055 amino acids.
AGAAUGUCUUCUGGACUGCUUGCUGAUAAGGAACAUUAGAAAACAAGGCUGGCAUCUGUCAAAUGGGGUUCUCCCUCCAUUUCUCUCUACACACCUUUCCUUUUGGGGGAGAAGAAGAGAAGAAUAGCAUGAAAAGUGCAAAAUGUUUCAAAUUCCUGUUCAAAAUCUUGAUAACAUCAGGAAGGCUCGGAAAAAGGUGAAGGACAUUCUUGUGGAUCUUGGCCUUGACAGCUGCAGGGAAUUGUUGAAGAGUCUUAAAAGUUUUGAUCCAGGUGAAAUUCACUUUUGUAACACUUCAUGGAGUGAUGUCUCUCCUUGGGAGCCUGUGGGCAAAAGAAAGAGAUACAGGACAAAGCCCUACUGCUGUAGCUUAUGCAAGUUCUCCUCAAAAUUACUCACUACAUACAAGAAUCACUUACAUCGUUACCAUGAGGAUGAAAUGGACCAGGAGAUGGUGGUUCCUUGCCCAAAGUGUGCAUUUUCUUCUCAUUCGAAAGUCGUGAGAAAACAUAUCCAAAUGUUUCAUUCACCUAAUAAAAGAACACAGAACUAUACAGUCAGCAUUUUGGAUGGCAUGAAACAAUUCAGAAGUGACAUCAUAAACUUCACGUGUCUAAAAUGUCACUUUACAGACACAUUGUUUUACAAUAUGAAGAAACACGUGCUGAUAAACCAUUUUAAAAACUUAAUAAGUAUAUAUUUUGGUGAGAAACCUGAUGAAAGUACAGAAAAUUCUGUUGAGUACUACUGUAAAAAAUGUGAUGCUUCUGCAAACAGCCCAGAUUGUUUAAUGUAUCAUGUCUUGACAGCUGAUACACACAGAGACCUGGAGAACAAACUUCGGUCCCUGAUUUCGGAACAUAUUAAGAAGCCUGGACUUGUGAAACAGAUGUGUGUUGCUAUGAAGCCUGCCCAAGGUGUGGCAGCGACUGCUCCAUCUGCAGGGCCUGCUGUUGUCCCAGCAAGUUCCAUCACACCUCCUGCUUGCAUCCAGCUUGCAUUUCCACAGAACAAUCAAACCCAGGGCACGGUGCAGCCAAAAGCAGUUCAGAACACAGUCGGACCGCUGACCAUUCCAAGUGCCUCUGGUAGCCUUCCGCAUACAACUUCUGCUACAGUUGUUACGCCGUCGCACGUCACUCUGGUACCUGGCAAUCCUCCUGUAGGUCAGAGCAAUGUUGGCAUUCAGCUGCCACCUCCCCAGCCUAUCAUUGUUUCUCAUGGGCUCCCUCUUAAUCAUUCUGUUGGGACCAUAAAUAGACCUGUGGCCUCUGCAGUUAUUCCUCUUAAUCAGCCUGUCAGGCCUGGGCUCUUUCCUGUUAAUCAGUCCAUCGGUACUAUAAAUGGUCCAGUUCCAGCUGGAGCGCUGUCUGUUCCUCAGCCUGUCAGCCCUGUGAAUCGACCAGUUGCACCAGGAGUCCUUCCUGUGAAUCAACCAGUUUCACCAGGAGUUCUCUCUAUCAACCAGUCGCUUGGGAACACGAAUAGACCCAUUAAUUCCAAGGUCCUUCCAGUGACGCAGACAGUUGCAUCUGGUGUUCUCCAGCUUAAUCAGCCUGUUGCCUCUGGGGUGGUUCCUGUCAGACAGCCUGUCAGACCUGGGUUCUUCCAGCUUAAUCAGCCUGUUGCCCCAGCAGUUAUCCCAGUGAAUCAGCCAGUUCAGCCUCCAGUUUCUCAAAGCCCAACAUUUUUGACUGCAGGUUCUAUACUGAGGCAGUUGAUUCCCACUGGUAAGCAGGUUAAUGGGAUACCUACAUACACGCUGGCCCCAGUUUCAGUUACUUUGCCUGUACCUCCUGGUGGUGGAGUGGCAACUGUCACGCCCCCACAGGUGCCCAUUCAGCUCAUGCAGUCUGGGUCAGUGACUCAGCUGACACAGCCACUGACCUGUGCUCCCUCUUCUCCUGUGGUUCUGGCAUCUCAGAAUAUAGCAUUACAGGCUGCCCCACCUGGCCCUGAAACAAGCCAGGCUGUCAGGCAGGCCAAGCAGUGGAAGACUUGCCCUGUUUGCAACGAGCUUUUCCCAUCGAAUGUCUAUGAAGUGCACAUGGAGGUGGCUCACAAACCACAUGAAGUAAAAGUGGAAAUUCCGGAGGCUGACAAGCUCGCAGCUUGCGCACCCUUUCUGAGGAUGACGGAGAAGGCGAUCCGGUGUUAUGCUUGUAAAUGUUUUCUCUGUGAGGAGGAGCUCAUGAAACAUCUCUUCAUGCAUGGCUUAUCUUGCUUGUUUUGCACAGGUACUUUCUAUGACUUACAAAGCCUGUUGAUGCACAAUAAAACUGCACACAAUGGGAGAAAGCAGUUACAUGCACACUAUAGCAACAGAGGGUUUCAGCUAGGUAACGACGCUCAGGGCAGCCUUGUGUUUCCGCACUUCGAUUUCAAUACAGUGUUACCAAAGGAAGACAUGGGCGAAAAAGAAGUUCAUUUGGCAGUACUUGUUGGAAUCAAUUCGAGGAUUCUUGUCCCUGUUUACAUCAAAGUGAAACCUCAGAUAGGAGAAGCAAACAGGAGAUGCACAAGGAAAGUGUUUACCUGUCCCUUUUGCCUUGGGUCCUUUGCCGGUAAAGAAACCUAUGAAAAGCAUUUGAAGGAGAGGCAUCAUAUAAUGCCAACUGUACAUACGAUUUUAAAGUCCCCUGCUUUCAAGUGCAUCCACUGUUGUGGUGUGUACACUGGAAAUAUGACUCUAACAGCUAUUGCUGUGCAUUUGCUCCGUUGUAGAAGUGCUCCCAAAGAUACUAACUCAAGCCUGAAGAUGGAGCUUGAGCGUACCGAGAGGAAAGAGCUACUCUUUGUGAAUGGUGAAAAGCACGAUCCUGUGAUACUGAAAAGAAAGCAGUCGGAUUCCUGCUUUGUUGCAGAAGACCAAAGGAAUAAGGAACAGCAGCCUCUGAGCAUAACUACUGGCAUAGCUCUAUCUCCAGAGACAGAGAUGAAUUCAGGGGUAGUGCCUUUCAAACGGCAGAAGCUUAGGACCGAGAUGAGGAAGGUGACUUGUGGUGAAGAUCUUCGCUUUCUAGCGAUAGAUCCUAAUCAGUAUGAUCACAAUUCAUACGAGGAUCAAACCCAGUUUUUGUCAGACUACUUUCACAAGAGGCCAUAUCCUUCUAAAAAAGAGGUGGAGUUACUCUCCUUGCUGCUAUAUGCGUGGAAGAUCGAUGUUGCAUCAUUCUUUGGGAAAAGGAGGAAUAUGUGCUUAAAGGCGAUAAAAAGUCAGAGACCAUCUGUGCUGCUGGGUUUCAGUAUGUCUGAACUAAAAAAGGUCAAGCACAGUUUGAGUAUAAAAGAUGACACCUUAGAGAUGUAA